Molecule: messenger RNA, 1494 nt
Organism: Exophiala viscosa
Lineage: Eukaryota; Fungi; Ascomycota; Eurotiomycetes; Chaetothyriales; Herpotrichiellaceae
Exons: 2
Coding region: 131-1399 (422 amino acids)
Source: RefSeq, a predicted model, not a curated record
UGGAGUCAAGAAUUUGAGCCGAGUUAAUGCUCCUUUACUCUUGCGUUUGCUUGUCAUUGCGUAUAUAUGCCAUGAUGUCGGAUAAUGCCUGCCCUCAUUCAGCAUUGAGCCGUCCACUCAACUACCCGAUAUGGCUAGACCAGUCCCUCGACUACAAGUCUUCGGCGGCGACCAUCGCUCUAGCGCCUGGCAUGGCCUUGCAAAGUUGUUGAUGCAUGACAAGUAUGAGCGGGUUGAGGCGAUUCGUCGGAGCAGACGUGAAAGGGCGAAACGAGCCAGAGACGACGCUGCAGCUGCUGAAGCAAAUGCUAUCAAUGGCGACGCAACUGAUCAACCUGCAGCAAAUGCCUCUGGCUCCGAGGGAAAUGAUCAAACAGGUGAUGCGCAGAAUCCUCCGAAAGAUGACGCGCCCCCUGAACCCGGAGUGGGAGACGAGCACCAGGCAGACGCAGGUGACGGCGAAGGUGCCGAAUAUCCAGACAGGGUGGGAAAUCCUGAUCCUGAGGCAAGUGGAACAGGUGAGGACCAUGAGGGCAUUGAUAUUACAGCCGACAAUCAACCUGAACAGGUCCAGAGGCAGACAGCCGGAGCGGAAGCCCAAGGAAGUGAGCACCAAGCCCAUCAAGCCGACGAGCUCAAUACACCCACCACAGGUCGUCGUUCUGUGCCAGUCCAUACGGCCGCCUCUCCAGCACCUUCCAACCUUCCCCCAGCAGCAUCUCUGAGCGGAUCACCAACUCUCGUCCAGCCACCAACAGUCGCCACUCAAAGUCCAGCGCCGUCUCUACGUAGCCUCUCCUCGCGAAGAUCUACUCGAGCAGCUUCUCACGGGUCAUCGCGCACGGCGCCUAGAGCAGCUUCUCGAGCACCAUCCCGACUACAAUCUCGACCCACACCCUGUGCAAUUCCACGACCAUCUCCACGAACGACAUCUCGUCAACCAAAACCUCAGAGCAUCCCCCGGCCUGAUCCUCCGCCUACACCUCCACCAACUCCGCCACCAAGUCCUCCACCGCCACCAUCUCCUCCUCCCCCUUCUCCCAAAGCAACGAACCGACCUGCCUGCCCUCCAGCACCUUUGCCAUUGCAGUCAGGACCUCUUGUCCAGACACCAUCACCACUAUCGGGCGCACAUGCAAAUACGAAUGCCAACCUUGCUGCACAGUACAGGGUAGCGCAUUACACAUACCAACACCACCAACAACCGGCGUAUCAGUGUCUGCAAUUCCACCAGUCGUCGCACGGUACGCAGCAUCAUACAUAUCUUGACCAACAGGAUUACGAGGACCAACAGAACAACAUCUACAGACGGCAGACUCAUGCGUACAUUCAUACGCAGUACGUGCCUUACAUGCAGCAGGCCACUCCGCAUGUUUGUGCAUAUUACGUCCAGGCUUGAAAGCGAAUACACGGUCAUCUUACAUAGAUAGCAUCAUGAACACGAAUGGCAUCAAACACUUAAUGUUCAAGUUUCAACUUCAAUGUCCAUAUUGG